GACCAGCGACAGUAGUUCAGUCUCAGAUCGUAGUCCGCUCCGUCAUCUGUUCUCGACACUCAAGUCUUAGUUACCAUUAUGUCGGCGUGAAUUUUAAUAAAAUAACUCUCCUGAGGUUUAUACAGUUUACUGAUGUACAUAGUUACAGAGGAAGCUUGACUAUAUAAACUAUGCGUCUGAACUUGAACAUAAAUGAAAAAUCGGACAUUAAAGAAGAAAUCAUUGAUGGUCUUAAGGCCAAAACUGGAUUAGUUCGAAUAAACGACUCUAACAAAGGUUCACUUAUAGUGCGCUUAGUAUUAACAUUGGAAUGUUUGAAGCUCCAGAAAAAAGAGGAGGUUGAUAAUUUUUUUUCUUCGUCAGCCGAAGAUAAUAUAGACAACCAGCCUAGUCCUAAUUACUACUUGAGGUAUGUUACGGUAACAAGGAAAAAUGGCAGUCUUGGCAUAAGCGUCAAAGGAGGAAGAGAAAAUAGUUUACCAAUACUUAUUUCAAAAAUACCCGAAGGCGGAGCUGCUCACUAUACCAAAAGAUUGUUCGUGGGCGAUGCAAUUAUUAAAGUUAAUGAUAAUUUGAUCACAAAUGUGUGUCACGAUGAAGCUUUGCGGAUAUUAAGAAGUUCCGGGCAAAACGUGACACUAUUGGUUAAACACUAUAAAGCUGCAGCGCCAUUUUUGCUUGGAUCAAAAGGAAAUGAUAAUAAUAAUAAUGAAGACAGCGAGAAUGAUGAUGAGGAAAUUUGGACUGAUUUCAUUACAAUUCCAUUGAUGAUGGGCUAUGUAACUAGAUACGUGCAGGGCACUGACAAGUUGCGUAGAAAUGGUUUUGAAGUUCAUGGAAUGAAUGGUUCAAAUUCUAGUAUUAUACAUUGUGACAACGUUAAUAGUUUGUCAGAAUGGAUAAAAUUUAUUUCAGAAAAUAUUGACAAUUUGGCCGAAAUACAAAUUAAAUUAUAUAAUUUAAACUUUGGUAUCAAUGAAAAAAUCGAAUAUAUGGGAUGGGUGAAUGAAGGUGUGUUAAAUAAUAAUCACCCUUGGCAAAGCUACUGCGCUAGAUUCAUGAUAAUUAGAGGGAGAGACGUGUUACUCUUUGAUACACCACCGAUGUCAAUAGCUGAAUGGCUGGACUGUGAGGUAGUGUACAAACUAUAUGAAUCAAUGUUACGAUUAGUUAAAGAUUCUGAAAAUGUAGACCAGAGACAAAAUUGUUUUCUACUGCAGACAUCUAGUGGUGUUUCUCGUUAUUUCUCAAUGGAAACCAGACAGAGUUUACACAAUGUUCAGUGCGCAUGGCACAGGUCGAUUUGUACAUCUAUGAUGAACAUAAAAAGUAGAACAUUUUAUGUUCUUUAUGGAAAUAACCAACAACCUUCCAACUUAAUUUUGGAUUGGGAUAACGGUUUUACACUUUACGACAACUGGACCAACUCCAAUGUAUGGAUUUACAAAUUUUCUGAGCUUCGGGGAUCGUCUGAUGAUCACAUUUCCCGUUUAAAACUUCAUUUUAAUAAUGCAGGUUGCAUAGAGACAAAGGAAUUGGUUUGUCAAGAUUUGCAAAGUUUAUUAUUUUGUGUUCAUGCUUUUUUGACUGCAAAAGUGGUUUCUGUGGAUCCAUCCUACUUAAAUUUAGAAGGAAAGCAAUAAAAUAUUCUUGGAAUAUUCAUUUUUUUUUGGUAUUUGCAUAUUUUUAGUUGCGUAACUAAAAUAUGCACAUAAGAAAUGUUACUUUAAUAUUAUUUAACAAUAUUUCAUUUUUUUUUUAAAUUUGGUAUACAAGUAUACUUGUAAUAUAAAAUCAACGAAUACUCAAAAUUAAUUUAAAAGGCUCAGCAAAUUUUAAGGUGUUUCCAUUUAUUUUUUACAACAUUAUUUUCUUUGAUAAUUGUAAUGCUCCAACUUUUACAUUUUAAAUAAACAGUAUUAAAUUUUAUUAAUUUUUUAUUAUUGCACAUGGAAUAAUUAUCUUGUUAUAAUACAGAAGUCCAAUAAAAUAGUUUACUUUGUACCAAGUUAUGAUGUAUAAGUAAACAGCUGUUAUUUGUAGAAUUUGAGCAAAAUUUCCAAUUAACCUUAAAUAAUAUGUCUUGAGGUGAAGUUUAUAAUUAAUAGUCUAACUAAUGGAGUAAUUUAUUAUUUCUUUCUUUAUUAUGCAUUAUUAUUAAAUGCAUUAGUCAUUAACUAUUUACUUCAUUAUAUUUUAAUUAAUAUAAUUUAUUACAUACUUAGGUAGAAUACUUUUUCGAAUACCUUUAGGAUAGUUUUUAUGAAUUAUAUCUAAUCUAAUAUUUAUUUUAUAUUUUAUUUAUUGAAUAAAAUUGAUAUUCAAACAUUUUAUACACUCACAUUUGUACAAUGAAAUUCAUUUUUUUUUCAAAGCAUUUCUAAUUAUGAUAUAAAUCAUAAAUCACCAAAUAUUUAAACUUAAAAAAUGCUUAUUUUUUAAAUAAAUGUGAUAAUUAGAAUAAAUGUAAAUCCCACCAAAUCUUCAAGUAUUGAAGUAUAUCUAAAUUGCAUGGUUUAAAUCAUUAUUCAUUUCUUUUAUGUUAAAUAAGACUUCAAAGAAGUAUUUCCUGUGUAUUCUGAAAAGUGUCCUGCCAAAGUAUGAUAUAUAAUAUAGUAAAAAGUAUUUUAUUUUAAAUGUAAUAUUUUUGCACUCUCAUUUAAAGUUAUCUCAACUUGUUUUUUUAAAACUUUUUCUUCCUUAAAUUUCUAACAUUUUGUUGUCUAAAAGAUUAAUUAAUGUGUUGUAAUUAUGUAAUUUCCAAAGUAAAAUUUAUUAAGUUUUUAAUAUCCAUGACAAUUGUACAACACAGGGUAGAUGAAUAAAAAAAAUUAACUAUUGUACUUUAGAUUUCUUUAUAAUUAUAAUUUAUAUCUUAAGUAAAAAUUAUACAAAUGUUGUGAAAUAAUGUAAUGAUCAUUUAUGAAAGAAUCUUUUUUCGUCCGAAGAUAAACUGUAUGGUUUGUUGUCUUUUAAGGUUGUCAAUAUAUUUGUUGUGAUUAAUUAGAGCUAAUUUUUAGAUAUAGUUUUGUUAUUUUAUGUUAUUGAAGUUAUUUGUUUGAUGCAAUACUUUGUAGUCGGUACUAAUAAUCAAUUAUUUGUUACUUAAUAAAUAAAGUUAUCAAUAUUUUAAUUAUAAAAAACUUUUU
This is a messenger RNA of Daktulosphaira vitifoliae (grape phylloxera), 3149 nucleotides long. RefSeq names its product gamma-1-syntrophin (gene Syn2). Lineage: Eukaryota; Metazoa; Arthropoda; Insecta; Hemiptera; Phylloxeridae. Bases 171 to 1643 code for a protein of 490 amino acids. The record is from RefSeq and is a predicted model, not a curated record. The transcript has 11 exons. Gene Ontology annotation, cellular component: dystrophin-associated glycoprotein complex; intracellular anatomical structure. Gene Ontology annotation, molecular function: structural molecule activity; protein binding.